CCUUUCUUCUCAAAAUUUUAAAACAAAAAACACAAAUCAGCCUUCCUUUCCUCUCCUUCCCCUUUUUAUAUUCUUUCCAUUUCCUUCACUCCAACAAUAAGAAAAGAAAGGAAACAGAGGGAAACGUCUCUUCUUGCUCCUUCACUUGCCCAAAUCUCCAAUUCACAAUUUCACACUGAAGCACCAGAGAAUUUGAAUUGCGACGUUAUGAUGAAACCACCGUUUUUGAAUUAGCUACAAAUUCCACUCGAAAUGUAGACCUCCUCUUUCCUUCCCCUCUCUCUCUAUCUUUAUCUCUCUACAUAUACAUACACAUAUACAUAUACAUAUAUAUAAAUAUAUAUUUGUAUAUGUAUUUCCUGUUUAAUUAUUAAUUCGUGGGUUGGGAUUUGUUCGAAUUUGGGGCAAUUGGAAAAUUUCUGGUAUAUGAUGCUUUGUUCUGCAUUGAGGAGUCACAUACAGUCGUGGAUUCGUGAUUAUGAUAGGAUUCAAUCUUUCGCUGUGAUUCUCAUUUACAUUCAGAUUGGUUGUACAUUGAUUGGAUCGCUGGGAGCACUGUUCAAUGGCGUGUUGCUGAUUAAUUUGGGGAUUGCAUUGUUUGCUCUCGUAGCAAUUGAGAGUAGCAGUCAGAGCCUUGGCCGGACAUAUGCUGUUCUUCUUUUCUGUGCCAUAUUUCUAGACAUCUUCUGGUUCAUUCUCUUCACUCAUGAAAUCUGGAACAUUUCACCCGACACAUAUGGAACCUUUGUUAUGAUUUCAGUGAAACUGGCUUUAGCAAUGCAAAUUAUUGGGUUCGUUGUGAGAUUGUCAUCUUCAUUCUUAUGGGUUCAGAUGUACAGACUGGGUGUUUCAUAUAUAGACAGUUCAGCUCCUCGAGAAGCAGAUUUUGAUUUGAGAAAUAGUUUUCUAAAUCCUGUAGCUCCCUCUGCAGUUAGGAUUACCUCUGAUUGUGAUGACGUAUUAGGAGGCUCUAUAUAUGAUCCGGUAUAUUACUCAUCUCUGUUUGAAGAUGGUCGAGGAAAUGGAUAUAGGGAUCGCAAUCAGGGAAUUGGCAAGGGUGGAUCAUCUAUUUCUGAAGCCUCUCAGCUGAAGCUGUCCAUUGGCGGAUCUUUUCAGGAUAGCAAUUCAGUGGGUGAGCACCAGAGCGUUUGAAGGGAGUACAUCAUCUGUGAAGUCUUUUUGGUUCAAUCUGCUCCCCCAUCUUUUUGUCUGGAGGAUCAUAUCUUUACUCAAUUUGGAUGGGUUGUGUAUGGGAACGAGCUUUGUACAGUUAUACAUUUAUAGCAUUCUUUCCAGGAUAAAAGAUGCUGAUAUCAGAGUGAAAAAGAGAAGUGCAUCUUGUUAUACCUUUAGGGAUUCACUAUAUGUGAUGGCGUUAUCUCAGUCUGGUAAUGUGGCAGUUGCAAGGAUAUUUUGCUGGCUAGGCCUAUCAAAGAUAUGGAUCGGAUUUCUGCCUAACAUGCAGGUCAGUUAGGAGAUGGUUGCACUUUCUUGGAUAUGCCAUUGCAUUGGCAUGUUACCUGCAAGCAAUCAGAGCAGUUUGGUUCAUAAUUGGUUAUGAUUAGCUGGGUUGGAUUUAGUAUGAAUUGGCAAGGCCAUCCUGGUUCUAGAUCCCAGGUUAGUUUGUUCUUUUUGGGCCAAAAAAAAAGAUGAUUGGUAAACUUUUUGCAAUGCAAAGUAGAUUUGAUAUGUUAUUCGAA
Molecule: messenger RNA, 1700 nt
Organism: Cornus florida
Lineage: Eukaryota; Viridiplantae; Streptophyta; Magnoliopsida; Cornales; Cornaceae
Exons: 5
Coding region: 427-1152 (241 amino acids)
Source: RefSeq, a predicted model, not a curated record